This is a messenger RNA of Lineus longissimus, 1106 nucleotides long. RefSeq lists its product as uncharacterized. The record is from RefSeq and is a predicted model, not a curated record. The transcript is spliced from 5 exons. NCBI's taxonomy places the organism in Eukaryota, Metazoa, Nemertea, Pilidiophora, Heteronemertea, Lineidae. The coding region runs from base 21 to 548 and encodes 175 amino acids.
GACUUAUUGAGGAUUCCAAGAUGGCGGAUUAUGUUCCAGUUGGUGUCGAUCCAUCCACGGUGAAGAAAGGCAAGAAGAAAAAGGGCGGAGAACCGCGGCUGACCCCUGUACAGAAGAACCAACAGGAGGCUAAUCAGCUGUUAAACGUUUUACGAGAACAACUUGAGAAAGCUAAGCAGAGAAAGGAUCAUAAAGUAGCAGACACCCUACGUAAACAGUUAUGGGUGGUUAGAGACAUUGCUCAUGGGGUCAAACCAGACAUGCCAGAUGACUUGUUGAGAGAAGUGAUCAGCGGUCUUCCAUUAGACAUGCCAGGAGAGGAGGGGGUUAAGCAGCAACAAAAUCACCAAGGCCCCACUGUGACCCCAACAGAAAGAAAAAUAAAAAAGCUCAAAGAUAAACUGGAACAGAUUGUGAAGUUGAAAGAAAGACAAGCAAAUGGAGAAAAGCUGGAAGAAAAUCAGGUAAAAAAGAUAGAAAACGAGGAGAGUAUAAAACAGGAACUGGACGAAUUAGAAACAAUUAUGGCUGAUUUGAAAAUUGGUUGAAGUAAAAAACUUUGAAAUAUUUUCGACUUCUGUAUUAAAUACGUAUAAAACUUCUUGAGAGUUAGUGAUGAAAGGAAAUGGCUUGAAACUAUGUGAUUCAAAAUCAGGAAUUUUGAAAGAGGAAUUCAGGGUUGAUAGCCGUCUUUGUUAAGUGCUAGACUUUCAUGAUCAUGUGCUUUUGACAGUUUAGGAUCUUGGCCAUAGAAUGCAUUUGGUGUCGGCAGGUGCUAAGUUGAAGAUAUGUCGCUGGCUCUUUGGAAAUGUGACACUAUGACAGGUAAACUGUAUUUGAAUCCAGCCUUGGAGAACAUAUCAUUAAUCCUUUGACGAGUUAUGAUUAGGGACGUAUAAUUAACCAUACUCCAACUUGGAGCUAAAUCACAAGAAAAAUGUGGGGCGUCUUUUCUUCAGAAAAUUCCCUUCUUUCACUAAUGCUAUCUUUAUAUGACAAUGGGAAUGGAAUACAGCAUGCAUUUCAUGAUAUUUGUAAUUUUUCUAGUAAUUGAAUUAUAUACAAAGAAAACACUCUUGUUUCAUAAUAAAGGAAUGAUACAUAUG